UUCUCCUAACUCAAACCUGAAAGCUCAAAAAUCGUAAUACUACUAGCAAGCAGUAAGAGAAGCUAUUCAAAAUGCCGAGAAAAGGAAUGAGAAGUAUCUUCUUCAAACCUUCACCUUCUCAUCAUCCGCCACGUCACUACUCACUACCACCACCCUCCCCUCUUCGCACCUUCUCCGACACCCUUAUGGACGAUAACAUCCAUACGGCGGAGUCACUUAUAACCAAGUGGGAUUAUAAUAAUAACAAUAAUAACUCCGUCAGUUCACGCCUUUCAAACUCUAGCUCACUCUUCAGCGGAACACGCCUGGAUGCCAAACACUACGUUGACGCCGUCAAGGGCCUACAGGCCGCUAUGAAGUACCUCGUCGCACAGGAUCCCUCCUCUGCUUAUCUCCUUCGAGCACAGUCUCUCAUGCAAAUCGCAAUGAAAACUCUUGAGAGAGAGUUUCACCAGAUCUUAAAGGUCAAUAGGGAAUACCUCGAUCCCGAAACCGUUUCUAACCGCUCCGAAACCGUUUCUAACCGUUCGUCAACGGAUUUCGGCCAGAACAGUUUCUCUGAUAUCGAUGAGAUUGUUUCCGACGACGAGUUUCGACUUGCCGGAGAAGGAGUCGCUGAUGCCGAGAGAGCUUCCAUGCUUGCCGUCAACGAUUUGAAGGGAAUCGCGAAUUGCAUGAUUUCCACUGGCUACGGAAGAGAGUGCGUUAGGAUUUACGUGUUGGUGAGGAAAUCGAUCGUUGAUGAAGCUCUUUACAAUCUUGGAGUGGAGCAGUUGAGCUUCUCGCGUCUCCAGAAGAUGGAUUGGGAGGUGGUUGAGUUGAAGAUCAAGCACUGGCUGAACGCGAUGAAGGUUGCCGUCGGAACUCUCUUCAACGGUGAGAGGAUACUCUGCGAUAGUGUCUUCGCUACCACCGCGCCGGAGAAACGGAUCGCGGAGUCUUCCUUCGCUGAGAUCACUAGAGACGGCGCCAUGAUGCUGUUUGGAUUCCCGGAAAUGGUUGCAAAGUGCAAGAAAACGCCGGAGAAGAUGUUCAGGACUCUCGAUAUGUACCAAGCGAUCUCGGAAAACUGGCCGCAGAUCGAAUCCAUCUUCUCCUUCGAAUCAACCGCCAGAGUCCGUACGCAGGCGGUUACUUCCUUGGUGAAGCUUGGCGACGCCGUGAGGACGAUGCUAUCGGAAUUUGAAUCGGCGAUUCAGAAGGAACCGUGCAAGACGACGAUUCCCGGCGGUGGAGUACACCCAAUCACGGGCUAUGUGUUGAACUACAUCUCUCUCCUAGCCGAUUAUAGCGGCGUCCUCGUUGACAUAAUCGCCGAUUAUCCACAGUCUCCGUUGCCGGAAUCUUUCUACCGAAGCCCGAUCCACGAGGAUAGCACGUCGUCGUCCUUCUCCACGGUACCGUCGCCGGCAAUCUCAGAGAGAAUCGCAUGGCUGAUCCUCGUGGUUCUCUGCAAGCUCGACGUGAAAGCGGAGCGCUACAAGGACGUGGCGCUUUCUUACCUAUUCCUCGCUAACAACAUGCAUUACGUAGUAGAAAAGGUUCGAAAAUCGAACCUAGGGUUGCUCCUCGGUGAAGAGUGGAUGGCGAAGCACGAAGCGAAGACGAAGGAAUACAUAGCCAAAUACGAGCGCGUCGGGUGGAACAGCGUGCUCACUUCGCUGCCGGAGAAUCCCGCGGCGGAGAUCUCAGCGGAGCAAGCUAAGGCUUGCUUCGUUAGCUUCAACACAGCGUUUCACGAAGCCUGCAAGAAACAAAGCGGGUGGGUUGUACCCGACCCGAAACUGAGAGACGAAAUCAAAGUGUCGAUAGCUUUGAAGCUGGUUUCCAAGUACGGCGAGUUCUACGAUAAGAAUAGGGUCGGGUCUGAUUCGGCAAUACGGUUCUUACCCGACGAUAUUGGAAACCAAUUGUCAGAUAUUUUGUACGGCAUUGGAGAAUCGAGUAGUGGCUCGUCGCAUGCUUUGACGACGUCGUCUUCACGUCGCUCCAACGGAAGCAGAAGGUGAUGAUGUUGGAGUGUUGGACCAUGAAAUGUCUUUUGUGUUGCUGUCGUCACGGCUCACAAUAACCUCAAAUAAUAGAGUGUAUCUGUAAUUCUGUAUACUAUUCAAGUAUUUAUACUGUAUAUUGGUCGUAACAUAUAUGGUUUCAAUUUCCUUAUAUAAA
Arachis duranensis is the source of this 2169-nucleotide messenger RNA. Its product is annotated as exocyst complex component EXO70H1. Lineage: Eukaryota; Viridiplantae; Streptophyta; Magnoliopsida; Fabales; Fabaceae. Gene Ontology annotation, molecular function: phosphatidylinositol-4,5-bisphosphate binding. The transcript has a single exon. The coding region runs from base 72 to 2009 and encodes 645 amino acids. Gene Ontology annotation, biological process: exocytosis. Gene Ontology annotation, cellular component: exocyst. The record is from RefSeq and is a predicted model, not a curated record.